This is a messenger RNA of Anthostomella pinea, 1524 nucleotides long. The record is from the annotation of a GenBank genome assembly. NCBI's taxonomy places the organism in Eukaryota, Fungi, Ascomycota, Sordariomycetes, Xylariales, Xylariaceae.
AUGACCAAUCUGGCCUGCAUGUGCAACCCCAGCGCAGAACCCCAGAUGGUAGUAGCGGCUUGCGUGUACAAGGCUUGCACGAUACCGGAGAUGCUGCAAGCUCAGAAGUUCACGACGGAGCUUUGCAUGAGGCCAACAGCCAACAAGGCUCCGUUGAUCCUGGGCCUGGUAUGGGGAUUUGAGGCGCUGGGGUUCAUUGCCAUGGCACUGCGGCUGCUGUCUCGGUUCGCGGCGCAGGGAGGAGGAUUCGGAUGGGAUGAUCUGGUUGCACUGGUUAUCAUGGUCGCCAACAUUGGAGCUGGCUCCAUGAUCACUGUCGCAACGGUGAAAUACGGAUAUGGUCAGGAUAUCUGGAUGUUGACCCCUGAUCAGAUCACCAACUGCUUAAAGUAUCUCCUCAUGGUGACGCCGGUCUAUAUCUUCAGUGUCGGUGGUCUUAAGAUAACCCUUAUCCUGUUCUACCUAAGGAUUUUUGAUUCGGACAGCGGCAACAGAAGAUUUCGCAUUUUGUGUUGGGCAACAAUGGGAGUAGUCGCCAUCUACUCGCUGGUGAACAUCUUCUUGUCGAUCUUCGUCUGCCAUUCGAUAAGCUACUUGUGGACGAUCUGGGACGGGGAUCACGAGGGGGAGUGCGGAGACCGCAAGGCGGCAGGACUAUCCCACGUCGUUCUCAACGUCUUGGUCGACUUGAUCCUCCUCGGGCUCCCGGUCUUCGGGCUUUCGGUCCCGAAGCUGUUCAAUUUGAGAUUGGCGACGAGCAAGGAGCUGCUCAUCAUUGUCAUGUUUGCCUUUGGUCUUAUCACUACUGUUUGUUCCGUCGUUCGUCUGGUCGACAUAGGAAGAUGGGAGCUCACAUCUAGCCCGAACUUGACUGUCAGCACCAUCUCUUUCAUGAUAUGGACAAUCGCGGAAUGCGAGUUUGGCCUCAUCUGCGCCUGUAUCCCCAUGGCAGCGCAAGGCUUGCGCGCAAUGCGUCCGCAAGCCUCAAAACUUAACGAGCCGUCAGGAACAGGCUCGCCGUCGGAACCCAAGAGUUCAAGCACAUCUCAGCGCGUUACUCAGUUGUGGAACAGCACUGCGGCCCCCUGGACAGGGCGCAGGAGGGUACGCGACCCGGUCUCGCUGCUGCUGGAGUCGAUCGAUGAGUCGCCGGACGAUACGGAAUCCGAGAUCAUCAUGAUUCCGAAAAAGACAGAGAGGCUGGCCUCAAUUCUAGACACGGAAUCUAUUCGGAGGUUGUGGGUUAUGAUCAGCAUGGCCGAUCACAACAGUGCCGGGGCGAGUGCUUCCACCUCAGCCCAGAGCAGUUGGGUUAUGAUCAGCGUAGCCGAUCGCAACAGUGCCAGGGCGAGUGCUUCCACCUCAGCCCAGAGCAGUGGAUCGCAGUGGGACGCCGAGUCAAUGCUAGACCAUGAGAAGCCGCCCAGUCUCGGGCUGAGGCCGGUGCCGCAUUCCCACUACCAUCGCGGUGGUCGACGGAACGUUCUGCGUCCAUACCUAGCGGAGGGGCAAGUCGAAGGGUAG